CAUGCCGCCAGCUUGUUAUUGCUAAGAUGUUUAUCCGCCGUUAAAUUUGAUCGUUACUUUAUGUCAAAUGUAGUUUAUUCAAUUUGCCGUAAAGGCAGGGUGUUUCGUCGACAGGUGCCCUUCGGGGAAAGGCCUCACCAUUGCGAACAUAAUCCCGAUUAUGAUGCUGGGGCGGAAGCAGAGCCUCAAAGGGGAACCCGUCCUGGCCGAUUACGGCCCGGAAGAGUCCCUCAAUGAAAGCGCUGACAUAGAAUGGGUGAACAAGCUAUGGGUUCGAAGAUCGAUGAGGUUUUGCGCCCUCGUCUCGCUGGCCUCGGUUUGCCUGAACACCCCGAAGACCUUCGAGAAGGUCCCACCUCUUCAGUACGUGACCUUCGUCUGCGAUCUCGUGGUCACCUUCCUCUUCACUGCCGAAAUGAUCGCGAAGAUGCACAUACGGGGAAUACUGAAGGGAGAGGUGCCCUACCUGAAGGACCAUUGGUGCCAAUUUGACGCGAGUAUGGUGCUGUUCCUCUGGUUCUCCUGCAUCCUGCAGAUGUUCGAAAUGCUCGGCUUCGUCCUGAAGUUCAGCUGCGCCUCCAUCAUCAGGGCACCGAGACCGCUCAUCAUGAUCCGAUUCCUCCGCGUCUUCCUCAAGUUCUCCAUGCCCAAGUCGAGGAUCAACCAGAUCUUCAAGCGAUCGAGUCAACAGAUCUACAACGUCACCUUGUUCUUCUUGUUCUUCAUGUCGCUGUACGGACUGCUGGGCGUGCAGUUCUUCGGCGAGCUGAAGAACCAUUGCGUGCUCAACUCCACGGAUCCUAGCUACAUCACGAUAAACAGCAUGGCGAUACCGGACACCUUCUGCUCGACGGAUCCCGAGUCCGGGUACCAGUGCCCGGAAGGGAUGAAGUGCAUGAAAUUGGAAUUGUCCAAGUACAUCAUGGGGUUCAAUGGAUUCGACGAGUUCGCAACCAGCAUAUUCACGGUGUACCAAGCGGCCUCCCAAGAGGGCUGGGUCUUCAUCAUGUAUCGCGCCAUAGACAGUCUACCUGCCUGGAGAGCCGUCCUUUACUUCAGCACGAUGAUAUUCUUCCUGGCGUGGCUCGUCAAGAACGUCUUCAUCGCCGUUAUCACCGAGACCUUCAACGAGAUCAGGGUGCAGUUCCAACAGAUGUGGGGCGUGCGCGGUCAUAUCAGCAACAGCUCGGCCUCUCAGGUACGAGGAUCGUGCCGGCCUUGCUUGGACGUUUUUUAUCUUCUCUAUUAUUUUCAUCCAUCGCAGAUAUUAACCGGCGACGACAACGGCUGGAAAUUGGUAACCCUGGACGAGAACAAACACGGGGGCUUGGCGUCGCCCUUGUGUCAUGCUAUUCUCAGGUCUCCGCAAUUUCGCAUGGUGGUCAUGUGCGCCAUUUUGGCGAACGGCAUCACGACGGCCACCAUGAACUUCAAGCACGAUGAGAGGCCGAGGCACACUUAUUACGACAAUUACUAUUACGCGGAGAUAGCCUUCACGAUUCUGCUCGACCUCGAGACCCUCUUCAAGAUCUGGUGCCUGGGCUUCCGUGGCUACUACAAACACUCGAUCCACAAAUUCGAGCUCUUACUCGCCAUAGGGACGACGAUACACAUCCUUCCGUUCUUCUACCUCUCGGGGUUUACUUAUUUUCAAGUUCUCAGGGUGGUCAGGCUCAUCAAGGCGUCGCCCAUGCUCGAGGACUUCGUUUACAAGAUCUUCGGACCCGGGAAGAAACUCGGGAGCCUCAUCAUCUUCACGAUGUGCCUGCUGGUUAUUUCUUCCAGCAUCUCCAUGCAGCUUUUCUGCUUUCUCUGCGACUUUACCAAGUUCGAAACGUUUCCAGAGGCCUUCAUGUCCAUGUUCCAAAUUCUUACGCAAGAAGCUUGGGUCGAGGUCAUGGACGAAACUAUGCUGAGGACCCACGAGACCAUGGCGCCGUUCGUUGCCGUGUAUUUUAUUCUUUAUCAUCUCUUCGUCACUCUGAUUGUGCUGAGUCUGUUCGUCGCCGUGAUUUUGGACAAUUUGGAGCUCGACGAGGAUAUCAAGAAACUGAAGCAAUUGAAGUUCCGCGAACAGAGUGCCGAGAUCAAGGAGACUUUACCGUUUAGACUGCGUAUUUUCGAGAAAUUUCCGGACAGUCCGCAGAUGACGUGUUUGCACAAAGUGCCAUCGGAUUUUAACCUACCGAAGGUACGGGAGAGCUUCAUGCGGCAGUUCGUCUUCGAGGUCGAGGACGAGGAGAACGAGGGCACGAAAAGGAUCAACGAAACCUUCGACUCGAAAAUGGUUUACCGCAAGCAGCGCCCGGUAAAGAUACUAAACGAUCCGCCGAAGGUGAGGAACGUGGCGACCAGCUUGAAGAAGGCAGCCGUCGUCUACGUAAUCAACGACUCGAACAACCAGCGGUUAAUGCUCGGAGACUCGGCGAUGAUCCCCGUCCCGGGUAAAGGUCUGCUGAAGCCCCAAGGGACCGUCAGCAGUGCGAAACAACUGCGCAUAGAUCAGAAGAAGUCGAUUCGUCGCAGCGUGCGCAGCGGGUCCAUUAAGCUGAAGCAGACGUACGAGCACCUGCUGGAGAACGGCGACAUCGGGGCGAUUAACCGAGUGAGUUCGGCGCGCAGCAGACCCCACGACCUGGACAUCAAGUUGCUCCAAGCCAAGAGGCAGCAGGCGGAGAUGAGAAGAAACCAACGCGAGGACGAUCUGAGGGAGAACCAUCCCUUCUUCGAUACGCCCCUGUUCGCGGUACCUCGCGAGAGCAAGUUUCGAAAGAUCUGCCAGCUGCUCGUCUAUGCCCGGUACGACGCAAGAUUGAAAGAUCCGUUGACCGGGAAGGAGAGAAAAGUGCAGUAUAAGAGUUUACACAAUUUUCUCGGAUUGGUCACGUACUUGGACUGGGUUAUGAUAUGCGCCACCACGCUCUCCUGCAUAUCCAUGAUGUUCGAAACUCCGAGGUACCGCGUUAUGGAAAUCCCGGCGUUGCAGAUCGCCGAGUACGGCUUCGUGAUUUUCAUGAGCCUAGAGCUGGCUCUGAAGAUCCUGGCCGACGGACUCUUCUUCACCCCGAAGGCCUACAUCAAAGACGUAGCUUCCGUUCUAGACGUGUUCAUUUACGUGGUAAGAGUCGCGAGGCGAGCGAGGUCCGGGAUCGUCAUUCACCGGGAACGGGUUCGACUCUUUCAGGUCAGCCUGGUCUUCCUCUGCUGGAUGCCGAAAAGCGUCCCGCCCAACUCCAGCGCCCAGCUCCUCAUGAUUCUCCGCUGCGUACGACCGCUCCGAAUCUUUACCCUGGUGCCUCACAUGAGGAAGGUCGUCUACGAGCUCUGCAGAGGCUUCAAGGAGAUCCUGCUGGUAUCCACCCUGCUCAUCUUGCUGAUGUUCAUUUUCGCGAGUUACGGAGUCCAACUCUACGGCGGCAGACUGGCUCGCUGCAACGACCCCACGAUCCUCAAGCGAGAGGACUGCGUCGGCGUCUUCAUGAGGAGAGUCUUCGUGACCAAGAUGAAGCUCCAGCCUGGACAGAACGAGAGCUAUCCUUCCAUCCUGGUACCUCGAGUCUGGGCAAACCCUAGAAGAUUCAACUUCGACAACAUCGGCGAUGCCAUUUUGGCGCUCUUCGAGGUCCUCUCCUUCAAGGGCUGGCUCGACGUCAGGGACGUUCUCAUCAAGGCGCUGGGCCCGGUCCACGCUAUCUAUAUUCAUAUCUACAUUUUCCUGGGAUGCAUGAUCGGACUGACCCUCUUCGUUGGCGUCGUCAUCGCCAAUUAUUCCGAGAACAAGGGUACCGCCUUACUCACCGUCGACCAGAGACGCUGGUGCGACCUGAAGAAGAGACUGAAGAUAGCGCAACCUCUUCAUCUGCCCCCGAGACCUGACGGCAAGAAGUUCCGGGCCUUCAUUUACGACAUCACGCAGAACAUCUAUUUCAAGAGAUUCAUCGCCGUAAUGGUGCUGAUAAACAGUGCUCUUCUCUGCGUCUCGUGGAGAGUCGAAGAAGAGCACACCGAAGCGUUGGCGACCGUUUCGACGAUGUUGACGCUGAUCUUUCUAGUCGAGGUGAUCAUGAAGAACAUCGCGUUCACACCUCGCGGGUACUGGCAGUCCAGGAGGAACAGGUAUGACCUUUUGGUCACCGUCGUUGGAGUCAUCUGGAUAAUCGUGCACUGCACGAUGCAGAACGAUCUCUCCUAUGUGAUCGGCUUCAUGGUCGUGAUCUUGAGGUUCUUCACCAUCACCGGGAAGCACACCACCCUGAAGAUGUUGAUGCUCACGGUCGGAGUCUCCGUCUGCAAGAGCUUCUUCAUCAUAUUCGGGAUGUUCCUCUUGGUUUUCUUCUACGCUCUGGCUGGGACCAUUUUCUUCGGUACCGUCAAAUACGGCGAGGGCAUAGGAAGGCGUGCCAACUUCGAGUCACCGGUGACCGGAGUUGCGAUGUUAUUCCGCAUUGUCACCGGCGAGGAUUGGAACAAAAUCAUGCACGAUUGUAUGGUGCAACCGCCGUAUUGUACCCCAGCUGCCAAUUAUUGGGAGACCGAUUGCGGAAACUUCCAUGCCUCGCUGGUCUACUUCUGCACCUUCUACGUCAUCAUCACCUACAUCGUUCUGAAUCUACUAGUCGCUAUCAUCAUGGAGAACUUCUCUCUGUUCUACUCGAACGAAGAGGAUGCACUUCUGUCGUACGCGGACAUCAGAAAUUUCCAGAAUACCUGGAACGUGGUGGAUAUUCAUCAACGAGGAGUCAUACCAGUUAGGCGAGUGAAGUUCAUCCUGCGGCUACUCAAGGGAAGACUCGAGACGGAUCCACAAAAAGACAGGCUGUUGUUCAAAUAUAUGUGCUAUGAACUGGAGAGGCUACAUAAUGGCGAAGAUGUUACAUUUCACGACGUCAUUAACAUGCUAUCGUACCGCUCGGUGGACAUUCGCAAAGCUCUUCAACUGGAAGAACUUCUGGCACGAGAGGAGUUUGAAUACAUUAUAGAGGAAGAGGUGGCGAAGCAAACUAUAAGGACGUGGCUAGAAGGAUGCCUGAAGAAGAUUCGCGCCGUUGGUAAGCAGCAAAACAGUUUGAUCGCGGGCCUCCGUGCAACGAAUGAUGCAACGACUCCUGCGCAAGAUCAACCCGAGGAGAAAAGUAAAGAAAUCGGGCAGGAUCGCGAGGAAGAGGUCGAGGCGAAGGAGGUAGAUGGUCUCAAACACCGCAACAAGAAACCCGUCGUCCUUCCGAGGUCGGACAGUAUAGGAAGUGGUUCCGGCAGGAAAUAUCUCGCUCCUACUUUAUCAGACCCUGCGUCUGUCAGGACUGAUAAGGAAAAAAUUAGCGCAUCCAAGAAGAGGAAUAGUAGACCUUCUCCGACUGUUAAAAAUAAUUUGCCACACCUCACGGAAGGGACCGAACAGAGCAAGCAACCGAGAGAGACGGCGCAUUCUAAGGCACCUGUUCCGAAAACCUCCGCAGUCCUGGCAGAAGUUCGAGAAUGGUGGUGCGAUCAAUUGGCCUACAAUUCAGAAUCCAGUGACGAAGAUUCUUGAACUAAA
Orussus abietinus is the source of this 5536-nucleotide messenger RNA. It is a transcript of the gene na, whose product is annotated as sodium leak channel non-selective protein. NCBI's taxonomy places the organism in Eukaryota, Metazoa, Arthropoda, Insecta, Hymenoptera, Orussidae. Bases 161 to 5530 code for a protein of 1789 amino acids. Gene Ontology annotation, biological process: transmembrane transport; monoatomic ion transport. The transcript is spliced from 27 exons. Gene Ontology annotation, cellular component: membrane. Gene Ontology annotation, molecular function: monoatomic cation channel activity. The record is from RefSeq and is a predicted model, not a curated record.